Molecule: messenger RNA, 2443 nt
Organism: Manduca sexta (tobacco hornworm)
Lineage: Eukaryota; Metazoa; Arthropoda; Insecta; Lepidoptera; Sphingidae
Gene: Tm1
Product: tropomyosin-2
Exons: 8
Coding region: 59-1285 (408 amino acids)
Biological process (GO): actin filament organization; muscle contraction
Cellular component (GO): actin filament
Molecular function (GO): actin filament binding
Source: RefSeq, a predicted model, not a curated record
AGUCAGUCAACAUGGCGGCCGCCGCUGCGCGGCCGGACGGAUCGCGGCGAGAGUAGUGAUGUCCGCGUCCGCGCCCCACGCCCACGGGCGCACCCCCGUGCGGCGCAGGGGGCACCAACACCACCCGCGGCUGAGGGGUGACCGCGUGCCCGCCCCCAGCGCGCCCGCGAACUCCGAUCCGUCCACACGAGUGACCUUAGACAGUCAAACAGACGAUGUUGUGCCUUGUGUCAAUAGUGUCAGUGAAUCUCAAGAAGUGACAAGGACGAAUAGUGACGAUGCACUUUCGAAUCGAAACGCAGUCGAAGACUGUGCGAAUGCUAAUGAUGAAAUUGAAUUCGAAAAUAGAGUAAAAAGCUCGGAUUCCCUCGACAGCUUGGACGAUGAAUUCUCGUUUAGAGAGGAACGGUCCGCUGCUGACGGAGCCGAGUUUACCGCGCCUCCUGUAGAUAUUUCUGAUGACGACCCUGAGACUGCAGAACUCGCAAAACUCAGGUGUCCUAGCGAAUGCACAGAGGUGUUAGCAGAAAGAGAAAACAGGCGUAGGCGAAGAUGCGCCGAUUACCCGGGUCUUGCCUUUGGCAGUUCCAUAUUCUCUUCGGACACAAUGAUGAAAUUUUCCAUUAUCAAGAACGAGCUGCAGAAUAUCAAGAACACUGCACUGAAAAGGGCCGAGUCUGAAGUGGCUGCCCUGAACCGACGCAUCCAACUGCUGGAGGAGGACCUUGAGAGGUCCGAGGAGCGUCUCGCGACCGCCACCGCCAAGCUGGCCGAGGCUAGCCAGGCCGCCGAUGAGUCCGAGCGAAUACGCAAGGCGCUGGAGAACAGAACCAACAUGGAGGAUGACCGCGUCGCGAUCUUGGAAGCUCAGCUCGCCCAGGCUAAGCUUAUCGCUGAGGAGUCCGACAAGAAAUACGAAGAGGUGGCGCGCAAGCUUGUGCUCAUGGAGCAGGACCUCGAGCGGGCCGAGGAGCGCGCCGAGCAGAGCGACUGCAAAAUCGUGGAACUCGAGGAGGAACUCCGUGUCGUUGGCAACAACCUGAAGUCCCUCGAGGUCUCCGAGGAGAAGGCGAUGGCGACUCGCGACCACGUCGAGGAUAAGAUCCACAGCCUAUCGCAGAAACUGUCGCAAGCUGAAGCGCGCGCCGAGUUUGCCGAGCGCUCCGUGCAGAAACUCCAGAAGGAGGUCGACAGGCUUGAAGACGACCUGGUGGCCGAGCGCGAAAAGAGCAAAUUCCUGCAAGAGGAGAUGGAGGCCACGCUCCACGACAUCCAGAACAUGUGAACACCCGCCACCCCCUCCCACACACCCGCGCCGCCCGCGACACCCAUUCACUACAAAACAUGACGAAAUUACUCACAAUCGAUUAACUAUAUCGAUAACAAUCGAAACAUCGAUACAUAGACGAAAAUUGACACGAAAUUAUGUAUUGAUACGUUUUCACAGCGAAUGGGACGCGCGGGCGACUAGAUGUUAUUAGUUUUAGAGUAAUUGCCAGCUGCUUUUUUUUUUUACUGUAACGUCAGAAACGAGUGUUCGCUACGAUACCACUGCCAUGUGCAAUUUUUUUUACACAAAUUACUAAUAUCUGUCCGUUUUAAAGUGUAUCUCCUGAUUUUAGUCAUUAUUUUACGAGCGUGCCUGCUAUCGAUGCGAUUGCGUUGUCGCAGUCAACCGCUCCCACGGGCCGCGACUGUAGUGUAACAUGUCGACAUUCCAAUACGGGGACCAAAAUGUAAUGCAUUUUACACUCGAUAUGAAAAAGACAAUUAGCAUCUUAUUUUUAAAAAUGCACAUUAUUUUGAAUAUGAUAUUUCAUAUAAAAGUCUAUAAACGAUUAUCUCCGGUACGUUUCAUUCCAGUAUGUUUUUAUAAUUUGUAACAUGUGGGGAAUUGUGCACGCGAGUAAAUGAACGUAGUACGCAUUACGCAACGUAUGGUGGAGUGCACUGUUUGCAAUUAUUACGAACUCUUUAUUUACUUAAUAUUAGCGAAGAGAUUAGAUAUUUUUAUUUAAUGAGUGAUGGUAACACGUAAAAUGAUAUUUAUAAGAAUAUACUUGCUAUAAAGUAUUUGAUAUUCUAUUUUGUUUCGAGUAUGAUUUUUUUUCUCGUGUCAUAAUUUGAGUUUGUUGUUAUUUAUUUAAAUUAAUCGAUGAAUAAAUUAUGACCAUUCCAUUGCUGUAAAUGUACUCGUAAGUUUGGCAACAGUUAGUAUAUCGGUUAGUAGAGCGGGCGAAGUGCCGCGACCCGCCGCGAGGUCUCCGGACUGCGCUUGAGCAGAACGAUCGAACAACAAACACAUUACUGUGCAUUGUGCAACCGAGGGAUAUCCGUCUUUUAAAUGUUAUCGAUUAAUGAAUUGAUAGAUAAGUUCGUGAGAAAUAAAUUAAUGAUUUUUAAGAGUAUUCUAACCGUUUAUAAAUAUAUAUUAUUAUUUUUA